Messenger RNA from Solenopsis invicta (red fire ant), 1853 nucleotides. Its product is annotated as fatty acyl-CoA reductase 1. NCBI's taxonomy places the organism in Eukaryota, Metazoa, Arthropoda, Insecta, Hymenoptera, Formicidae. The transcript is spliced from 9 exons. Gene Ontology annotation, biological process: long-chain fatty-acyl-CoA metabolic process. Gene Ontology annotation, cellular component: peroxisome. The record is from RefSeq and is a predicted model, not a curated record. The coding region runs from base 170 to 1657 and encodes 495 amino acids. Gene Ontology annotation, molecular function: alcohol-forming very long-chain fatty acyl-CoA reductase (NADP+) activity.
UAGAUCAGUUAAUGUCAAGUAGUCAAUCGUAAUAUAUAAGCAUUUAAUCGAACCUUCUUUUAUAUUAUCGUAACAAAAGUUAUAUCAAUUUGAAGUGUUUCAAUAUCCACAUUGCUAAGUUUUUAUAUAUAUUCAUAUUUUAUAAAUUACUUUAAAAAUAUUUAGCAAAAUGACUGUUAAUCCAGCUGAGUCAAUUUCCACAUUUUACUCUGGGCAAAGUAUACUUUUGACAGGUGCGACAGGUUUUCUGGGUAAAGUGUUUUUUGAAAAAGUACUACGAGCUUGUCCAGAUGUUCGUGAAAUAUUUCUGUUGAUGCGUCCAAAAAGAGAAUCAAAUAUUAACGAAAGGUUAAAAAAAAUAUUGAACUUACCGUUAUAUGAAAAACUAUACAAAGAGCAAUCUUCGAAUUUUGAAAAAUUGGUUCCCAUUUCUGGCGACAUCAAUGAGAAAGGAUUAGGUUUAUCAGCUGCAGACAGGCAGAUGCUAGUUGAACGAGUAACCAUAAUAAUACAUGCAGCGGCGGAUGUAAAAUUUAAUAACAGUUUAAAAAAUGUUAUAUUCGCCAAUAUCAGAGCAACAAGAGACGUCUGUAUUUUAGCUAAAGAUAUGAAGAAUUUAAUAGCUUUAGUGUAUGUUAGUACAGCAUAUACAAACGUGGAUAAACAAUUCAUUGAAGAGAAAGUAUAUUCCCCUGUAGCUGAUUGGCAGAAAAUGAUUCAAAUGGCUGAAUCGUUGGACGAACAUACUUUAAAUAUAUUUUCUGCUAAAUGUUUGGAUUAUAUUCCCAACACAUAUAUAUUUUCAAAAAAUCUAGCGGAAAGUAUAAUACAAGAUUAUUCUUCCUACUUACCUUGUGCAAUUGUUAGACCUUCUGUUGUGAUGUCAACGCUAAUAGACCCAUUUCCAGGAUGGAUAGAUAACGUUUAUGGUCCAAUAGGACUUUCUAUUGCUAGCGGAAAAGGAUUAAUACGAGUAGGCUAUUGUGAUAAAUAUGUUAAUGAAAAUAUAGUACCAGUAGAUAUUGUCAUCAAAACUAUAUUAACUGCAUCUUGGAAAGUAGGGUUGAACACUACUAGCUUUACAGCAAAUUCUACACCUUUUGUUAUAAACUGUGUAAGUCAGAAACACGCUACGUAUGAAGAGAGUAAAAAGAAAUUAUUCAGUGUACUAAAAGAAGUGCCUUUUGAAGAAAUCUGGACUCCUAAUGUAAUGUUGACCAAUAACUUUGUUUUAUUCUAUAUAUUGACGAUAUUAUGGCAUAUUCUACCAGCUAUAUUAAUAGAUCUGAUUUUAAAAUUUUCUGGACGUCAACCUAUGUUAAUAAAAUUGCAAAAAAAUGUGUAUGUAAUCAAUUGUGCUGUGAGUUAUUUUUCACUACAUGAAUGGAAAUUCGGCAACAAAAAUUGGUUUUCUCUAUUGUCAUCAAUACCAACUGAUAACAGGAAUACGUUUUCUUUCGACUAUUCUUAUUUUGAUAUUAGAGAGUAUAUAAAAAAUUGUACCAUGGGUGCAAAAAGACACAUUCUUCAUGAAAACUUAAAUCAACUGGAUGCAGUUAAAGCACGUAAUAAAAGAAUUUGUCUGUUGGUCACAGUGUUGAAAACUUUCAUCUCCAUUGGUAUGCUGUUGAUAGUAUAUAAGUGGAUUUACUCUUAAACAUUAUAAAAUUGUACACUAUAUUAUAUUUAUAAAAAAAAACUACGUAAUUUAUUAUAUUUAAACAGAUAUAGGGUAUAAUUAUCAGAAAAAAAUAAAUUCUUUAACCAGAAAGUAUUUCUCUUUGUAAGAAUUAUAUUAUUAUAUUUUCAAAAUUACGGGAUAUUUUAAAAUUUAAUACUGAACAUUAUGCAUA